GCCACAAUGAGCGACGCAAAACAGGCAGUUGUGGAUUGUUCGCAAGUGAAGCUGUUGUGCGAACGAAAUCGGAAAGACUCGCGUGAAGACACAUGUAGAGUUGAGAGAAAACAAAAAAACAACCACUUACUGUAACAUCUAGAUGGAUGUGAAAGAGGAGACGUGCGAGAUUGACUUGAAUAUCAUGGAGAUAAUAACUGUGAGUAUUAAGGAGGAGGACUGUGAGUGGGAGUCUGGCCUUGAACCGGAGCACCUCUGCAAUAAUGAUGAGGACUGUGAACUGGGGUCAGUGGGCAUUAAAGAAGAGGCUGAAGAGAACUCUGUUAGCAUUGAGACACCCAAACAUGAAAGUAUGGAGAGCGUCAAAGAAGAAGACCUUCAUGAUGGGUGUCAAGGUGGAGUGUUGACUGGGUUAAUCUCUUCUCCAAGCAGGCACUGUGCAUCUCCAGUGUCUAUCAACGUGAGGUCAGAAUCAUUGCAGUCUGAAACAAAGAGGACUGAGAACAAUUCAUCUUGUAGAACUCGGGAAGAUCAGUCACCACCUGCAAACAAGUCAGGAAAAAGAAACAAACCUCACAGCUGUUCUGAAUGCGGCAAACAAUUCUGUGACAGGAGUGCUCUAGGGAGACACAUCCGAACUCACACUGGGGAGAAGCCAUAUUGUUGUAAUGAAUGUGGUAAACGAUUCUCACAAAUGACCAAUCUUCAGAGACAUGCAAGAAUUCACACUGGAGAGCCCCUUGAAAAGCUAUACAGCUGUUCUGAAUGUGAAAAAUGUUUUUCACAAAGGAGCCACCUUCAGCGCCACAAAAGCGUUCACACUAGAGAGAAGCCAUACUGGUGUUCUGAAUGUGGCAAAGGAUUCUCACAAAGCACCAGUCUUCAGAUCCAUAAAAGAGUUCACACAGGAGAGAAGCCAUAUUGCUGUUUGGAAUGUGGUAAACACUUCUGUGACAGUACUACUCUUCGAAGACACAGCAGGAUUCACUCUGGAGAGAAGCCCUAUUGCUGUUUGCAAUGUGGUAAAAACUUUUCUCACAGGACUACUCUUCAGAGACACACAAGAGUUCACGCUGAGAAAUUAACCCCGAGAGAAAAGCAGUAUUGUUGUUCUGAAUGUGGCAAGCAAUUCUUUCGGAAGAGUAAUCUGCAGGUACACCUUAGAAUUCAUACCAAAGAGGAGCCAUAUUGCUGUAAUGAAUGUGGCAAAAAGUUUUUGAGAAUGAGCCAUCUUCAGAACCACAAAAGAAUUCACACAGAGGCCACCAAAGAGUGAAGUUCACAACCUGUUGUGAUAGUUAGCAAACCAAGAACAUUUUGAGAAAUUGUGUCCAAGGCUGGAAUGACAGCAAAAACAAGAUAUCAAAAAGACUGACCAGCAGAAGAGGAGUAGCAAUUGAAAAGACAUUAAAUACAGUGGGAAACAAGCGGACCUCCUGCUCCAGCUACACGUAGAUCAAUACCUAACCCAUGAAUGGCUUGCAAUGAGUGAGUUAAGACCAAGGGAUCACCUAAUCAUAGCAGCACAGGGCAACAGCCUGCACUCAAGGUCUUUCAAGACAACAAUAGAAAAAAUGGUAAAACAGAAGGUGCCGAUUCUGCCAUACAGGGAAGGAAGUGGUUAUUCAUCUGAAUGCCAGUUGUGAGGCAGAUGACUUAUACAGUCAGUGAUGCAAUACAGUUGCCAGAUUGCAUUGUUGGAAAACAUGUAAAAAUACACACUGCCACUACCACAGAUGCAUUGGGACCACACUCCAGACCAAAUGACAGAAAAUGGGGAGGUGUGGUCCACUUGGGUCAUACCGAUACCAAGUAACGGACAAACAGAUGCCAGUUUCUGUCCCAAGUAAUAACUCUGUAAUUGGAAUGAACAGACCAAAAAUAACCAAGUGGCAAGAAAUGCAAUCUGAGAUGUGCCAGAAGUGGAUUAAAACCGAGACUGUGCCACUGGUGCUGGGAACUACUGGCCUUUUACAAAAUAAUAAUUCCAGGCCCAUCUAGACGCCCGACCCAUAGCUGUCCCUUUGUGUGACCCACACAAGGAAGCAUCAUUAGGGAUAAUGCAAGUACUAUGCCAAGUUUGACAGCAAAUUUAAGAGAAUAACAAAAGAAGAAGUGCAAAAAUCACAGAAAAAAUCUCAAAAGUGAGGUCUACUCCUAUCCUGAAAGUAAUCAAUCCAAGCCAUUGUUGAGAAUUUAGCCCCACGAGAAGCCCUUUUGCUGCUCUAUAUGUAGCAAAUGCUUUGUGCUUAUAAUCGGUGUUACAGUCUGCAGUUGUGCUGCCCUCUGCACUCUUCAUUGUACUGCUGUACUCAUUGUAGAAAUUUGUUUUUCUUGUCUACUGACUAUUGGCACAGUAAUUUGUAUUGCCUUGUGUUUAAUUUGUGUAUAUUAGUGGCCAGAAGAUCAGGAAGAAUCUGAUUUUCAUCUUACAGUGUGACUGACUGUCUACUGGGCAUUCAACAAGAAGUUCUCAACUUAAUAGAAUUUAUAAUCGCAGAGAUCGAAAUAACGUAACGGCAACAGAGUAGAAGGGGAAAUGCAAGAAGCUCAUAAAGCACAAAAGACCAAGUCUUGCUAAAUAAAGUAAUUACAGAGUUCUGCAGGAAGGCCCAAAAUCUGAGGUUGACUAUAUAGAAGAAAAUAAAA
This is a messenger RNA of Erpetoichthys calabaricus (reedfish), 2649 nucleotides long. Its product is annotated as zinc finger protein 239-like. Gene Ontology annotation, biological process: negative regulation of transcription by RNA polymerase II. Lineage: Eukaryota; Metazoa; Chordata; Cladistia; Polypteriformes; Polypteridae. The transcript is spliced from 3 exons. Bases 143 to 1276 code for a protein of 377 amino acids. The record is from RefSeq and is a predicted model, not a curated record. Gene Ontology annotation, molecular function: DNA-binding transcription repressor activity, RNA polymerase II-specific.